Messenger RNA from Chanos chanos (milkfish), 1080 nucleotides. Its product is annotated as mitogen-activated protein kinase 14A. The coding region runs from base 1 to 1080 and encodes 359 amino acids. Gene Ontology annotation, molecular function: ATP binding; MAP kinase activity. The transcript has 12 exons. The record is from RefSeq and is a predicted model, not a curated record. Gene Ontology annotation, biological process: protein phosphorylation. NCBI's taxonomy places the organism in Eukaryota, Metazoa, Chordata, Actinopteri, Gonorynchiformes, Chanidae.
AUGACAUCUCCUUUAAAAACGGGCUUUCACAGACUGGAGGUACAGAAAACAACAUGGGACGUUCCGGAGAGGUACACGACGUUGAAACCCGUUGGGUCAGGCGCCUAUGGAACAGUAUGUUCUGCCAUUGACCAGAAGACAAUGGAGAAAGUGGCCAUAAAGAAACUUUACCGCCCAUUUCAGUCUCUGAUCCAUGCCAAACGGGCGUACCGAGAACUCCGCCUGCUCAGGCACAUACAGCAUGAAAAUGUUAUCAGCCUUCUGAAUGUCUUCACACCUGAUUCGUCUUUGGAUAAGUUCCAGACAUUCUACAUGGUGAUGCCAUUUGUGGCACAGGAUCUGGGACACAUAAUGAGGAGAAAGAGACUGACUGACAGAGUCAUUAGUUACCUGUUUUAUCAGAUACUGCGGGGACUCAAGUAUAUACAUUCCGCAGGAAUCAUUCACCGGGAUCUGAAGCCUGGAAAUCUUGCUGUGAAUGAAAAUUGUGAAUUAAAGAUACUUGAUUUUGGUCUGGCAAGGCAUGCAGAAAUGGAGAUGACAGGGUACGUGGUGACACGGUGGUACAGAGCUCCUGAGGUCAUUUUCAACUGGAUGCAUUACAACCAAACAGUUGAUGUGUGGUCAGCUGGUUGCAUCCUUGCUGAAAUGAUCACUGGGCAGGUGCUUUUCCCAGGAGAUGACAGUAUUGAUCAACUGAAGAAGAUUCUCCAUCUAACUGGCACUCCACCCUCUUCCCUAGUGCAGAAGAUGCAGAGCAAAGAUGCACGCUCCUAUGUGCAGUCUCUCCCACCUCAACAGAAGAAGGAUUUCAGUGUAGUGUUUUCAACUAUGGAUGCAAAUGCUGUUAACCUUCUGGAGAGUAUGUUGCUGUUGGAUCCGGAGGCUAGAGUGACAGCCAAAGAGGGGUUGUCUCACCCUUACCUUGCAGAGUUCCACGAUCCUGAUUCUGAGACAGAGUCUCCACCGUAUGAUGAUUCUUUUGAGAGCCUGGAGCUAGCGCUGGGCGAGUGGAAGAGCCUUAUCCAUAUGGAGAUUAUGACAUUUGAUCCAGACAACCCUAGACAGACUGCGACAUAG